Messenger RNA from Chanos chanos (milkfish), 1645 nucleotides. RefSeq names its product cilia- and flagella-associated protein 100-like. The record is from RefSeq and is a predicted model, not a curated record. NCBI's taxonomy places the organism in Eukaryota, Metazoa, Chordata, Actinopteri, Gonorynchiformes, Chanidae. The coding region runs from base 65 to 1645 and encodes 526 amino acids. The transcript has 14 exons.
UAGAAAUCAGCAUUCUGACAAACCCAUAUGAAACGCUGCAAAUGACACGAUAACAGAUGUAAAGAUGGCAGAAGCUGAUUUACUGAGGGAUUUAAGGACCAACCGGAUGAGCAGAUCUCUUGUGUCUAACCUUUCAAAGCAAGAGGAUGAGAAGAAAAUGCCGAAGCAGCGACGACUGCAGGUGCAAGACAAGAGCACGUACAGUUCGCGUCUCAGAGCGGACUGUGGCGCUCAGCGGCAGGAGCUGAAAAGGUGGCUGGACAAGGAAGCGCCUUGCCACACAGACUCAGAUUUUAUUGGAUCGAUUGCCUGGGGUGUGUGUAAGAGAGAAAGCGUGCAUGAGCAAGAAUCAAUCCACGAGUACCAGACGAGGAUUCAGGAGAUGAUACGGCUGAAUUAUUCUCUGGCAGUGAAGAACAUGGACAUGCAGGACCUGAAGAGGGAGGCAGCACUUAGGAAAAAGACAAUGGAGAAGGAAAUGCAGUCAUUGGAAUGCCGUGCUGCACAAAUUGAUUUGAACCUGAAAACCCAACAUCAGCACCUGGAGAAGAGCCAAGCACUUGCUGCAUCUGAAAAAAGACGGAGGUUGGAGAUAGAGGCCAAACUCAAUCAAAUAAAGGAUGAAAUGAAGGAACUCAUAAGUGAAAUCAACAUAUACAAGGGAAUGAUAGAAGAACAGUCAACAGCUCAGGACUUCCUCUUUAAGGUGUCUCCUCCUGAAUGGCAGAAAACUGAACAAAUCAGGAAGGAGAAGUGGGAGAUGAUGAAAGCUGCUGCCACAGAGGAGUCGGAGAGUGCUGAUGGGAGCAAUCUAACAACACGCAGAAACACUAUAGCUGAAGGGCCAGUGCCAGUGAUGAACCCGUGGAGAAGACGGAGACUUAGCCUCCUCCAGGCUCCAGGGGGCACCAAACUACCCAUGAUAAAAGUGGAGCUGAAGGGAAACCUGUCUGACUAUGAGGAACCCCAUAUCUACUUCAGUAAUCCACAGCAGAUUUUGGAGCAGCUUACAGAGUUGAAGCAAAACAUCAUGUUGUCCUGUCAGCAGCGCGAAGAGGAAGAACAAACACUAGAGAGGUUAAAUGCUGCCCUGAACGACCCAUGCAAGGAGAUGAUAAAGAUGGAGGAAAUGAAUAGUAUAUUAAGAGACAACAUAGAGAAAGAGAAAGGGAAAGUUGCUGAGCUGAUGAUCAAAGCUCAGCACUUCUUUCACGGCGAGUACAAGCCAGAGAUCCAGGAUCCGUUGCUGGAGAAGAUCAAGAGCAAGAUGGUGGAGGUUUUUCGUCAGUGUGUGGGUGACUGUGAGGACAAACUCUUCACUCUGCACAUGCUGACCAUGCUGGAGCAUCUUAGGGAUGAGCUUGAAGAAAGCUUUGAGCUGAUUCCCACUAAAUAUGUGGAGAUGGCAGAAAGGGCGUGUGAGAGAGAGAAGAGAAUCAGACAAAGGGAGGAGAAUCUGAGGCUAAAGAUCCAGCAGCAGGAUGAAAGGAGGCGCAAAGGACUGGAGAGAGCCCAGGCCGACACUAAAGUUCGCACUGGGAGGAGACCGAGGCCUCGCAUGCUGCCCCCAGUAAAACAGCAAAAAGUGAAGGCUGAUAUGGAGAAACAUACCAUGGAGUUAGACAAUCUGCAGUACUUCUCCUAG